GCGAGCUGCAGGCGGCAAGAUGGCUGCGCCCAGGCCCCCUCCUGCCUGGCUGUCGGGCGUCCUGGUGCAGGUCCCCAUCCAGGACCUGGAGGCUCUCCGCGCGCUGACCGCGCUCUUUAAGGAGCAGCGGAACCGAGAAACAGCGCCUCGGACGAUCUUCCAGCGAGUCCUGGACAUCUUAAAGCGGUCUUCCCAUGCUGUGGAGCUGGCCUGCAGGGAUCCGUCCCAAGUGGAGCAUCUGGCCUCCAGCCUGCAGCUGAUAACCGAGUGCUUCAGGUGUCUGCGAAAUGCGUGUAUAGAGUGUCCCGUGAACCAGAAUUCAAUCAGGAACCUGGAUACCAUUGGCGUUGCUGUGGAUUUGGUUUUUCUUUUUCGUGAGCUGCGUGUGGAACAGGAAUCCCUGUUGACAGCUUUUCGCUGUGGCCUCCAGUUUUUAGGCAAUGUGGCCUCACGAAAUGAAGAUUCCCAGUCGGUUGUUUGGAUGCAUGCUUUUCCAGAACUCUUUUUGUCUUGCUUAAAUCAUCCAGACAAAAAAAUCGUCGCCUACUCGUCAAUGAUAUUGUUUACAUCCCUUAAUUCUGAAAGAAUGAAAGACCUGGAAGAAAAUCUCAACGUUGCAAUUGACGUCGUAGACGUCCACCGAAGGCAGCCCGAAUCAGAGUGGCCCUUCUUGAUUAUUACCGACCAUUUUCUGAAAUGCCCGGACUUGGUAAAAGCUAUGUAUGCCAAAAUGAGCAAUCAAGAAAGGGUUACAUUGUUGGACAUCAUGGUCGCCAAAAUAGCGGGCGACGAGUCCCUGAUCCAGGAUGACAUCCCUGUGUUUCUGAGCCAUGCUGAGUUGAUUGCAAGGGCUUUUGUGGAUCAGUACAAGACUGUGCUGAAUCUGGCCUCGGAGCUGCAUACUGAGGAGGAAGAGGAGGCCCAGGCCACAAUUAGGCUGCUGGAUGUCCUGUGUGAAAUGUCAGCUAACACUGAUCUGCUCAGCUACCUGCAGGUCUUCCCUGACUUGCUGGAAAGAGUGAUUGAUCUUUUACGACUGAUUCAUGUCACUGGCAAAAACACCACAAACAUCUUCAGCACCUCUGGCUGCCUGAAAGCAGAGAGAAAUGUCUCAAAUAUGGCUGAGGGGUUUAAGUCUCAUCUCAUUCGUUUGAUUGGAAACCUGUGUUACAAGAAUAAAGAGAACCAGGACAAAGUGAGUGGACUGGACGGCAUCCCCUUGAUCCUGGACAGCUGUGGCACUGAAGACAGCAACCCCUUUCUGAGCCAGUGGGUAGUGUAUGCUCUCCGAAACCUCACCGAGGACAACAGCCAGAACCAAGACUUGAUCGCAAAGAUGGAAGAGCAAGGCCUGGCAGAUGCCUCGCUGCUUAAACAGAUGGGUUUUGAGGUGGAGAAGAGGGGUGGCAGGCUGAUUCUGAAACCUUCCACUGACAGGCCUCAGCUGGAAUGAACUCUGCACCCAAUUAUCUGAGUUUUCGGGACCUGUCUCGUAGAAUUUUCAUCUUCUGCAGCAUGUGAAAUUGCAAGUGUGUGAAGAUUAAUAAGUGCAAAUUCAGGAACCCAUGAAUCUUUUAGAUAAUAGGUAAAAGAGUUAAAUUUGUAUAAGCUUAAAAGUGAAAGUACAUGAACAUUCUGUUGUUGUUUUCUUUAAAAUGUAACUGUCUGUUUUGCCUCCCCCCCCUCCCAUACACUGAGUUUAAGUGCUAUAUUGUGCUUUCUGUGGCAGCAAAUAAUAAACUCUCUCAUUGAGAGCCCAUCCCUUAUUUGGCUAAAAUAAAUAUUGGUGUCUUAUUUGGCAUAAAUAAAUAUUGGUGUUAAGUUUCAAUGAAUGUCUACAUGAAAGACUAUCUUCCUCAUCUGUGAAGUGAGCAACAUACACAGAACUAAAAAGCUAGGAAGACCCUGAGAUCUGCUGUUUUACUUAGGGUCAUAUGUCCUUAAACCCCAUUUCUUUUCUUUUAAUUGAAGCGACAUAACAUUAUGUGGUUUCAGACAUACAGACAUGUAUCAACGUCAGUAUAUACUAUGCUAUGCCCCUUAGAGCCCUGUUUCUCUAGGACACGCCAACUGAACUUGUCCUGGACUGCUGAUGAUAUUGCUCCUUCUGGAUUCAGCUCUGCUACCCGGUGACUCCAAACCCUCAGCUCAGAUUACCAGGGAACAGAUUGUUUUUGGGCUCUAGGGUCCAAUCAUCUCUCCCCCAAUGAUUCCCUUCAGUGCUUUUCCUGUUUGCCAUCUCCUUGAAAUAUUUGUGAAACAGCCUUGGACAAAUCCAAGGUAAAGGUGCAGCUUUCUGAACUCCAGACUGAACAAUAAAUAAAACAACC
Messenger RNA from Talpa occidentalis (Iberian mole), 2330 nucleotides. RefSeq names its product ataxin-10-like. Bases 20 to 1453 code for a protein of 477 amino acids. The record is from RefSeq and is a predicted model, not a curated record. The transcript has a single exon. NCBI's taxonomy places the organism in Eukaryota, Metazoa, Chordata, Mammalia, Eulipotyphla, Talpidae. Gene Ontology annotation, cellular component: cytosol. Gene Ontology annotation, biological process: neuron projection development.